AUGAUUGUUAAUCUAUCACAUUUAUUGUUAUUAAAGAUAGUUAAUUAUCUUGAUAAUAUAGAUAAAAUAUGUUUCAGUUUAGUUAGUAAAAGUUUGUUUGAAGAACGAGAUAAAUAUCUAUAUUUUAAUACCGAUCAUAUAAAUAUCCUUCAUCAAAUCGAGAAAGAAGAUGAAGAAGUAGUAACAAAUAGAUAUUAUAAUGGAAUAUUCAAAUUGAAAUCAUAUCAAUCAUUAAUACAAAGAUCAUUAAAUCAAAAGAGUAAUUGUACUCUGACAUAUGGUACAUUAGCAUACAAAACAGACUAUUCAAUAGUUAUAUUUGGCAAAGAUGAUAUAAUUACACCAAAUAUCACUAAAGUUUGUUUAGAAGAAAAAAAAGAAGAUAUUUUCAAUUUGAAUCAUUUAAAGAAUCUCUAUCGAAUGAUAACGAAUUCAAAUGUGUUCAGCCUCAAAGGAAUAUCAAGUUUACCAAGUGCAUUGCCAAUGAAUCUGACAUCGAUAAAAUUUGGUCCAGAGUUCGAUGAGCCAUUUUUGGCAGGUUAUCUUCCACCAAAUCUAAAGAAAUUAAAAUUCGAUUUGAACUCCUCGUUUGAUUAUCCAAUCUCAGCAGGUAUUCUUCCAAAUACGUUGGAGAAACUGGCAAUGAAUGAUUACUUCAACCAACGACUCGAACCGAAUGUAUUGCCAGAGUCUUUAACAUUUUUAGAAUUGGGAAGCGAGUUUACUCAAACACUUCAAGUCGGAUCACUCCCUCCAAAUCUUAGAGUUCUUUAUCACUUUGGUAGUAGUCAGAUAUCGGAUGGGGUAUUGCCAAAAUCACUUUGUACUUUGGUUGACGCACCUUUUUCUUGGAUUCCAUUCAUCAAAACACUGAACAAUCUCACAACACUAUCAUUCAAUCAAACCGAUAUUGGGAAUCUGACAAUAGAUUUGUCAGAUCUACCAGUUUCUCUCACCAAUUUAGAUGUAGGCGCUCGAUGUCACCUCAGGUCAACUCUACCUCCUUCAAUCAAACACCUCAAGAUUCACCGAGCUCAAUAUGAUAUCGAUGAGAUAUUCAAAGAUCGAUCACAAUAUCAAUUAGAAGAACUAAGUGUAGAUGCACUCAAACAAGAAUCACUCGACAAUCUGAAGAUCAAGGAGUUGAUAUUGGAGUUUAGACAGAGAAAAGGUUUCUUAAGAGAUAUUCCUUUAGGUGUGGAGACUUUAAAUUUUGGACCACACUUUAAGGGAGCUAGAAUAAGAAAAAAGGAAAAUGCUGAAUUUCCAUCAUCAUUGAAGAAGUUCUUAUUUCAAUUCAGUGCAACAAUGAAUGUACUUGAUUUCGAAAUACCCAACACUGUUGAAGAAGUGGAGAUAUUACACUUUUUAAUAGGGGAUUCGUUUACUUCAGGUGACAAGAUUCCAAACUCUGUGAAAACACUAACUGUGCCUUUUUCAGUAUUUGAAGGUUUAUUAAUGUUUAACAUACCUAGAUCAGUGACCAAUAUUUGUUUUACAACAAAAAAUGGUGUGGAUCUCAUUGUUCGAAAGCUUUAUGAUGAAAAAAGUAUUCUAAUUUUUGGUCAAAUCGAUGGAAUAUUAAUGGCUGCAAUAAAAUCAUCACCAUCAAUAACAAUAUCUUGUACUAUUGUUUAUCAUUCAAUGAUUGUUACUCUAUCACAUUUAUUGUUAUCAAAGAUAGUUAACUUUCUUGAUAAUAUCGACAGAAUAGUGUUUACAUUAGUUUGUAAAAAAUGGUUCGAUGACAGACAUAGAUAUCUAUAUUUUAAUACAGAUCAUAUAAAUAUCAUUAAUCAAAUUGAGAAAGAAGAUAAAGAAGAAGCAUUUAACGAUUUUAAUAGUUUAUUAACAUUGAAAUCAUAUCAAUCUUUAAUACUCAGAUCACUCAAACAAAAGAAUAAUUGUACUCUUACAUUUGGUGCACCUACUUACAAAACAGACUAUUCAAAAAGCUCACGUAAGCUAUUGUUAAUAGCAUUUUAUAUUGAUUAUACAAUCCUAAUCUUUUAUUAA
This is a messenger RNA of Heterostelium album PN500, 2016 nucleotides long. Its product is annotated as FNIP repeat-containing protein. The record is from RefSeq and is a predicted model, not a curated record. Gene Ontology annotation, molecular function: protein binding. NCBI's taxonomy places the organism in Eukaryota, Evosea, Eumycetozoa, Acytosteliales, Acytosteliaceae. The coding region runs from base 1 to 2016 and encodes 671 amino acids. The transcript is spliced from 3 exons.